AUGGUGGGCGCGCGGGGCACGGGGCGCGCGGGCGCGGCGGCGGAGGGAGCUCGGCCCAGGAAGCGGCCUCAGGAGCCGGAGCCGGAAUCAGAGCCCGAGGAGCCUUCUCUCCUCUGCGCCCGUGCUCCUGGCCUCGGGGACGGCAGCGAUUCUGGCCUCUCCGACAGUGAGGAGAGUGUAUACUCAGGCCUGGAAGAUUCUGGCAGUGACAGCAGCGAGGACUCCACUGAGGAACAGGAUGGAGCCAAUGGUGGUGAGGGACACGGGAGGACAGAGAAGAUGGCUGGGCAGCAGGCCGCCGGCACCCCCUCGCCCCCGCGGGGCCAGGACGAGUACGCGGAGGACAGUUCCGACGAGGAGGACGUGCGGAACACGGUGGGCAACGUGCCCCUGCAGUGGUACGAUGACUUCCCGCACGUGGGCUAUGACCUGGAUGGCAGGCGCAUCUACAAGCCCGUGCGGACCCGCGACGAGCUGGACCAGUUUCUGGACAAGAUGGACGACCCUGAUUACUGGCGCACAGUGCAGGACCGGAUGACGGGGCACGACCUGCGGCUGACAGAUGAGCAGGUGGCCCUGGUGCAGCGGCUGCAGAGGGGCCAGUUUGGGGAUGCCAGCUUCGACCCGUAUGAGCCGGCCGUGGACUUCUUCAGUGGGGACCUCAUGAUCCACCCGGUGACCAACCGCCCCGCCGACAAGCGCAGCUUCAUCCCAUCCCUGGUGGAGAAGGAGAAGGUGUCUCGCAUGGUGCACGCUAUCAAGAUGGGCUGGAUCCAGCCUCGCCGGCCCCGGGACACUACCCCCAGCUUCUAUGACCUGUGGGCCCAGGAGGACCCCAACGCCGUGCUGGGUCGUCACAAGAUGCAUGUGCCGGCGCCCAAGCUGGCCCUGCCGGGCCACGCCGAGUCCUACAACCCGCCCCCCGAGUACCUGCCCAGCGAGGAGGAGAGCCUGGCCUGGGAGCAGCAGGAGCCCAGUGAGCGGAAGCUCAACUUCCUGCCACGCAAGUUCCCAAGCCUCCGGGCCGUGCCCGCCUACGGCCGCUUCAUCCACGAGCGCUUCGAGCGCUGCCUGGACCUCUAUCUGUGCCCGCGGCAGCGCAAGAUGAGGGUGAACGUGGACCCUGAAGACCUCAUCCCCAAACUGCCUCGCCCACGGGACCUGCAGCCUUUCCCCACGUGCCAGGCCCUGGUCUACAGGGGCCACAGCGACCUCGUCCGCUGCCUGAGUGUCUCCCCGGGGGGCCAGUGGCUGGCUUCAGGCUCAGAUGACGGCUCCGUGCGGCUCUGGGAGGUGGCUACUGCCCGCUGCAUGAGGACUGUGCCCGUGGGGGGCGUGGUAAAGAGUGUGUCAUGGAACCCCAACCCCACCAUCUGCCUGGUGGCCGUGGCCGUGGAGGACGCGGUGCUGCUGUUGAACCCAGCUCUGGGGGACCGGCUGGUAGUGGGCAGCACGGACCAGCUGCUGGGCACCUUCACCCCACCCGAAGAGCCUGCGCUGCAGCCCGCCCGCUGGCUGGAAGCCUCAGAGGAGGAGCGCCAGGGGGGCUUGAGGUUGCGUAUCUGCCACGGCAAGCCGGUGACCCAGGUGACCUGGCACGGGCGUGGGGACUACAUGGCCGUGGUGCUGGCCACCCAGGGCCACACCCAAGUGUUGAUCCACCAGCUGAGCCGCCGCCGCAGCCAGAGCCCCUUCCGCCGCAGCCACGGGCAGGUGCAGCGCGUGGCCUUCCACCCCGUCCGGCCCUUCCUGCUGGUGGCCUCCCAGCGCAGCGUCCGCCUGUACCACCUGCUGCGCCAGGAGCUCACCAAGAAGCUGAUGCCCAACUGCAAGUGGGUGUCCAGCAUGGCUGUGCACCCUGCAGGUGACAACCUCAUCUGCGGCAGCUACGACAGCAAGCUGGUGUGGUUUGACCUGGACCUUUCCACCAGGCCUUACCGAGUGCUGAGGCACCACAAGAAGGCACUGCGGGCGGUGGCCUUCCACCCCCGGUACCCGCUCUUCGCUUCCGGCUCGGACGACGGCAGCGUCAUCGUCUGCCACGGGAUGGUGUACAACGACCUGCUGCAGAACCCGCUGCUGGUGCCCGUGAAGGUGCUGCGGGGGCACACGCUGACCCGAGACCUGGGCGUGCUGGACGUCGCCUUCCACCCCACCCAGCCAUGGGUCUUCUCCUCGGGGGCGGAUGGCACCGUCCGCCUCUUCUCCUAG
Molecule: messenger RNA, 2211 nt
Organism: Pipistrellus nathusii (Nathusius's pipistrelle)
Lineage: Eukaryota; Metazoa; Chordata; Mammalia; Chiroptera; Vespertilionidae
Source: the annotation of a GenBank genome assembly